Molecule: messenger RNA, 7149 nt
Organism: Paralichthys olivaceus (Japanese flounder)
Lineage: Eukaryota; Metazoa; Chordata; Actinopteri; Pleuronectiformes; Paralichthyidae
Gene: gli1
Product: GLI family zinc finger 1
Biological process (GO): regulation of transcription by RNA polymerase II; smoothened signaling pathway
Cellular component (GO): nucleus
Molecular function (GO): DNA-binding transcription factor activity, RNA polymerase II-specific; RNA polymerase II cis-regulatory region sequence-specific DNA binding
Source: RefSeq, a predicted model, not a curated record
CUCCAGGGCGCUUUGCGGGACUCCACGGCCGAACAUGGGGUUCAGUUUUGUCACCGUCCGUCUGCCUGAAGUGAAUGUGAGGGGAAACACCAUGGAGAAGCGAUUCUGAAGCAGGAUAAAAGCGUCUGCGAGGAAGAAGCCGGUUCAUCUCCAUCCGAGUGCGUGUGCCAGAAAGAAAAGAGGGAGAAAGAGGGGAGGCUUUACUGGAAACCCAGUCUCUCUCAGUCCUGGGACCCGCUGAGCUCCUCCAGCCUGGGACUGUGUGUGUUUGUGGGACCAAGCCUCAAAGUUUAAUGCUGAAUAUCCCCGCGUCAACCUGAGGUCCAGGGUGUAAGGGGGAGCAGCAGGUCUCGGAGCUCCAAUGCCAGUGGACAUGCAGCCACACCAGGGGCUGUAUCACUACGAGACCUCACCCAGCCAGCCCUCCAGAGGCCUAGUCCCAUCAGACCAGUCUCCCUACAGCGAUGUGUCUCCGCUGCGCGCCCCGCUCAUCAACGGCCCUGCGCAGGACUGUCGAGCUAUGUAUAAUCCUAUGACUCCCAGUAUGACUCAUGGAUCGGGACCAGCACAGGGGAUUGGCCACUGCAUGGAUCAAUACAUGAGGCCCCCUCAGGCCCCACCGCCCCACAGCGUGAUGGGCCACAGGGGCAUGCCGCCCACGGAGGGUGGCAAUAGCACCCCCUACUGUAGCCAGAACAACAUGAUGUCCUCUCACCAUAACUUCUGCCAGGUCCAGCCUGGCUCUGAUCAGAUUGGGUCUGUUGACGGUUCGAGGUUCUCCACACCUCGCUCCAUACUGAAGCUGAGCAAAAAGAGAGCACUGUCCAUCUCUCCCCUGUCCGACGCCAGUGUCGACCUGCAGACGGUGAUCCGGACAUCACCCAACUCAUUAGUGGCCUUUGUCAACUCUCGCUGCAACCCCAACGGAGCCAGCUCCUACGGCCAUCUCUCUGUGAGCGCCAUGAGUCCGUCUCUGGGUUAUUCCAGCAACAUAAACUGUCAAUCCAGGCAACACGGAAGCAUGUAUGGUGGAGGCGGGGGGACGCCCCUGGGUGGACACACACCAGGUCCCUGCCAGGCUUCCCGCUUACCUCCGCACAAUCCUCGGCUGCACGUUACGCCCAAGCAUGGACACCUGAAAACGGAGCCAGGGCUGGGCAGUGUGAUGGAUGGCAUCAAUGUGAAGAGCCUGGAGGAGAGAUCAGAGGGAGAUGUGGCCAGUCCGUCUUCCACUGGAACUCAGGACCCUCUCCUGGGUCUACUGGACGGCAGAGAUGACUUGGAUAAAGACGACGGGAAACCUGAGCCAGAGGCCGUCUACGAAACUAACUGUCACUGGGAAAGCUGCAACAAGGAAUUUGACACACAAGACCAGCUGGUUCAUCACAUCAACAAUGAGCACAUUCAUGGCGAGAAGAAGGAGUUUGUGUGUCACUGGCAGGAGUGCUCUCGAGAACAGAGGCCGUUCAAAGCCCAGUACAUGCUGGUGGUUCAUAUGCGCAGACACACAGGAGAGAAGCCACACAAGUGCACUUUUGAAGGCUGUAACAAGGCCUACUCUCGCCUGGAAAAUCUGAAGACCCACCUGCGCUCUCACACUGGGGAGAAACCAUACGUGUGUGAGCAUGAAGGCUGCAACAAGGCCUUUUCAAAUGCUUCUGACCGCGCCAAGCAUCAGAACCGGACUCACUCCAAUGAGAAACCGUACGUAUGUAAGAUCCCCGGCUGCACUAAGCGGUACACAGAUCCAAGCUCUCUACGGAAACACGUGAAGACGGUGCAUGGCCCCGAAGCCCACAUCACCAAGAAGCAUCGUGGAGACACGGGGCCUCGACCCCCUGGCUCAGCUAUGACCCCUGGAGGCCAGAACUCUGAACUUCUGCUGGAGAAAGAGGAGACACGCAGGGAGGACUGCAAACUGCUGGCUCCUGAGAUGGCUCUGAAAUCCCAGCCAAGUCCUGGAGGUCAGUCAUCAUGCAGUAGUGAACGUUCUCCACUGGGGAGCGCCAACAACAAUGACAGCGGGGUGGAGAUGAACCUGAAUGCAGCCGGCAGCUUGGAGGAUCUCACAGCGCUGGAGGAUGGAGUGGCAGGUGGCGGAGGAGGAGGGGAGGCAGGAGGUCUGGGAGGAGCGAUGGGAAUGUCAGCGCAGGCUUUGAAGAGGCUGGAGAACCUGAAGAUUGACAAGCUGAAGCAGAUCCGCAGACCGACGCCCCCUAGUCGCUGUGCAAACAACAAGUUACCAACACUUCCUGGUCCAGGGGAGAAUAUAGGAAUGUGUGCACCUUCUCCGCUUCUUUCAAAUCGACGUGUCAUGGAGCUGUCUAACCACGAGUUGGGAGGUGGAACUUCGAUUGGCUGCUCCACUAACGACAGGAGAGGAAGCGGGACCAGCAGUCUAAGCUCUGCCUACACUGUCAGCCGUCGCUCCUCCAUGGUGUCUCCUUACCUGUCCAGCCGGCGCUCCAGUGAGGUCUCACAGAUGGGAGGAACAGGAGGGGGACAGUGUCACCUCUUUGGCCCAGAGCAGAGUGGGGGAGAUGCCCUCUCUCCUGAGACCAAUCGCAGGGGAGCUCCGUGUCCUGGUGGGGGAGGAGGAUUGCCAGGUCUUCCAAAUUUAACACCCGCUCAGCAAUACAGCCUAAAGGCCAAAUACGCUGCAGCAACUGGUGGACCUCCACCCACUCCAUUACCCAACAUGGAGCAACCAGUCACUCCAGGCAGAAGAGGAGGUGUUUUGAGCGAGUACCAGGGUCAGCCUCUGCCCCCAUUCAUUCAACAAGCCGGUCCACGUAGGCACAGCGCCAACACAGAGUAUGGCACCGGGGUUAUCUACCCUCACCAGGCUCCAGGAAACAACAACAGACGAGCCAGUGACCCGGUUCGAUCAGUAGCGGAUCCACAGGCUCUACCAAAACGCUUCAAUAGCCUUAAUAACGUAGCCAUGAUGAGCAGAAGGAAUGCACUGCAACACCGUGGUUCUGACACCAGUCUCGCCCGCCACAUGUACUCCCCUCGGCCGCCAAGCAUCACUGAGAAUGUAAUGAUGGAGUCUAUGGGUAUGGAGCCCCACCUCUCCCCUGUUGAUGCCAGGGAUCGUUCUCUGAUGAUGCCCCCUGGAGAAAGAAAUUUUAUGGGAUACCAGCAACAGCAUCAAACUCUUGGAGGAGGUGGAGGUGCUCUUUCAAACCAGCUCUCCCCAACCCAUGACUCCCUGGGCUGCCCAGACCAGGGUUACAUGCAGGGGCACUAUCAGAAUCAGGCAGGGGAAGUAACCUCUAGGGUUGGUGGAAAUCCAAUGGGCCAAACAAGGCCGAUUCAUCCAGAGGGCAUUUCUAAUGCUCUUCUCCAGCAGGCCGAGUACAGUAUGAGCACCUGCCAGCUCAGUCCAUCGGGUCCCCAUUAUCCCAGCAUCGGCCAGGGUGGUGACGCUGGAGGUCCUUGGAGUGAUGCCCACAGCCAGGUCCAACCUUCCAGCCACGCGCUUCAGAACCAGAGAGGAAUACAGUAUUCAGACCCCACCCUGCAGCCUCAACAGACACAGGCCCACUUCAGUAAUCAGACAGGCCUGUAUAACAGCCCGGAUGGAACCCACAAGCUCACCAUCAAGCCCGAGCAGCAGUUCCACCCUGGGAUGGGAGGCAGAGAUGCGUGUCAAAGUGCGAAGCUCCAACAGCAGCAGAUGCUCCUCCAGCAGACUCAGGGUUACCCACAGCAGACAGGCCAGGUUAUGAUGAGGAACUCUAACAAUCCAAGUUGUGACUUUCAAGGCCAGAGCCAAACCUCUUAUCCCGGUAGAGGGGGCUUGAGUUUGGGUUGCACCGGAACUGCUCUUUCAGAAGGGCAGAGGUCAGAAACCCCCAUGAUGCAGGUGAAGGAAAUGAUGGUGAGGAACUAUGUACAGUCCCAGCAAGCACUCAUGUGGGAGCAGCAGCAAGAGCAGCAACAACAACAGCAGCAGCAGAGUGGAAUAAAACCUCCUUCACUGGCCGAAAAUAUGGAUAUGAGUGGCCAGGCAGUGAUGAUGCAGCGCAGCCCACAGCACCAAAACCAGAACCUUUAUUCCAACCAGGCCUAUCCUUCCUACCCCAACCAGAACCUGGUCAUGAGUCCUCCAGCCCACAGCCGAGUGCCCAGUUCUGUGACAACUAAAGACCAGCAGCUGACAGGUCUCCCAGGGUCGUGCUAUGGCCAGGAGAUGGUGGUUCCUAGGCCUCCUCAGGUACGGAAAGCCCUCAGCCGCCAGAACAGCGUGUCACAGGUAGGAGGGGGCUACCUGGGCAGCCCACCCCACCUCAGCCCUGUCCACUCCACUCCCAGCCCCAGGCGAGGGGUCAGACUUCCUCCAGUCCAACAUCCGCAGCACCCACAAAACGAAAUGUUCUCCCCUUCCAAUAACAACAACAUUUACUACGCGGGUCAGAUCAACAUGGAUAUGGAUAAACAUAUGGACCCCCAGAACGGGCCUUGUAUCAACCAGCAGCUUAGCAUGGCAUCCAAUCUGGACUCAACAGGUGGCACUAAGUCUGCUCCCUAUACUGAGUCCGGCCCCAUCUCCAAUGCCUUAGAAAACCUGGACCUGGACAAUGCUCGCAUAGACUUCACCUCCAUCAUCGAUGAUGCCGACUCUUCCUCGUUCAGCCCGGUCAACCAUCCCCUUCAGGGAUCUUCCUCUCAGGCCUCAUCGCGCCUCACCACCCCUCAGACUUCUGUCAGCUUAGCCGCAGGCUCUGGUCUGUCCAACAUGGCCGUUGGGGACAUGACAUCCAUGCUUACCUCGCUGGCUGGGGAGAAUAAAUACCUGAACACUCUGUCUUAGAAGACAACUCAGCAUAUACUCUGACUAACAAUCAAACUGAGGCCGUGUCGAGGUCUAAUAUAGACAGCCUGGAGUUUCAUACUCCUAAGUCCUGUUGCUUGUAGUGAUUUUCUCUUGUAUGUUGCAAGAACGGUCAGUUGAGGUGAGACAGACAAACGUUUGAAUGGAACAUUUCAUGAAUGACUCAUUAGUCUGGGCUGUUUUAUUCGUCCCUUUAAGCCUUCAUAAAUGAACCCAACACGUUAACCCUUCUCCGAGCCAGGGCCCUGAACUGUCUAGGGGUCUGUUGCUAUUGGAUACCAAUGUAACAGGAAUAACAAUAUGCUGUAAUGGUCGCUGGUCGCAAGUUGUGACUAAGCUAUUAAUGUGGUCCCAUUACUUACAUUUUUAAGAAUCCCCACCCUAAACCUUAAAACCAAAGGUGCCUGGUCAGUCUCGCUCUUUUGCUGUAUUCUUCCAUCACUGCCUUGGUACUUGGUAUUUUUUUAUGCCUGAUAAGAAACUGAUGCUGAACUUUUGCCAAACAGGCAUUCCAGUCACAUAGGGCUGUGGCGACAGUGGAGCAGAGAAUGAUACGUGUAAAUAGGUUUUAUAUACAUUUAUAUAUGUUGUGUAUAUGACAAUGAGACUUUGGAUAAAUCCUCCGCUCUCUCCUGAUCAACUGCUUGGAUUCUGAAGGCCAACAUUCAGAUGAGAGUUGUUAAGGUAGCUGGUCGGACGGAUGAGAGAGAUACGCUUUUUAGUGAUUGAGAAAUUAUUUCUCGGUGCUACUAAAUAUUAAUCUGCAAUGCUAGAGAUUUCUUCCUCGUCGUGAACAUCACAGUCACACACCAGCGGCGUAUCAGUAUUCCAACACACACAGACACAGACACACAUAGACCUCAUUCAGACCUGGUAUUAACAUCCAUCCUGAGUGAUCCGAUCACAAGUGGACAGUGCUAAGUGCAGGUUCCUGAAUGCGUCCUGAGAUGUUAGUACCAGGUCUGAACAGGGCCAUCUUAUUCCCACACGUGCACAGAUGCAGACACACACAUAUCCUUCACACAGACACUCAGGACUCUGAAUCUUUGGUGUUCAGAUUGUGUUGUAAAUUGCCUUUUCCAGACAGAGAGUUUGCACUCCACAUGUUUACUGUAAGUGUUCUUAAAGCAGCUGUGUACCUUUUUCAGUGGCGAUUAUGUGACUGAAAAACAGAAAGUGCCUUGCUCUUUCCAAGGUACACACAUAGGGGUUAAUGAGUAAAUGUAAAAUGUGUGCCACAAUCCCCUCUGUGUUACAAUAUGUCUGAUAUACUCAAACAUAACUGCCUUUGCUCAACAUUAACUCGACCUACGACUCGUACACGACUCAGCUGAGGAUGACGGCUUUUUUUUUUGGAAUGAAACCCGAAUCAGCUGUUUUUGUAUUUGAUAACAGAUCACUAAUGGAUGCCUGUAUUUGAGAGGUACAGUCGCCGUACAGUGCUGCUGCACCUUGGCUCGAAUCCCAAAGAGGAGUUUUUUGGAAACAAAUCAGCGUCAGGACAGGGGGAUCAAGACGGAGGAAUUUAAUCAGUUGCUACCACUGUAGUGAAACACGUAUUUUUAUAGCUACGCUGAGGUACUUCUGUGUGACUGCUGAGCUGUAUCACAUGAAAAAAAGGCUGCAGCUCUUGGCAGGAGAACAAAUUUUACACUGUGGCUUUGCACUGACUACAGCACUGUGUGUAAAGGUCUCUGUCUCUCACAACUAUUCAAAUGAACCUCAUUUUGAGAAGAAUAACAAAUUGUCAUUGGAGAACACAUCCGAGCACAGCUAGACUCAAUAAGGACUCGUAAAAAUAUUCUCUUUAUGUGACUUUAUCAGAAUAAAACAGUAGCGUCCCUUCUAAGUGUUAAUGAGCAUUAGCGGAAUUAACCUAUAUUCAUGUUGGUACAGUGUACAUUCUACCAAAGACACCUUAAAAUGACUGAGAAACGAUGCACAAAUAGUCUAUGUUAACACAACACUAACACUAGCAAUAAGCAACACUGACUGAUAGUGCUGUUCUUUAGAAUGUAUGAGAAGUUUUGUAUAAAAUGAUCUUUUAUAUUAAUGAACUUUAUGGAUGUCGUCUUCUAUGUGCGUGUGUGUGUGCGUGUGUGUGUGUUUUUUUAUUACUGUCAUCCUUCACUCUGACUUUUUUGCUGGCAAAAGAAAAUAUCAACCUUUAGCUACAGAAAGAUAUAAUAGUAGCAUUAACUAUAAUAGACGAAAGCCAAGUGUUAUAUUUUGUGUACAAUUUUCUACAUUUUUAUACAAAUGUGCUAUAUUUUACCAGUCUAUGAAUAAACAUGUUCAGUUUGGGAUGG